AUGGCAGCCAAGGCAUAUAGCUCCUUUGAAGGGAGCCUUCUGCCUUCAUCAGUAGAUGCAGUCCUUGCUCACUCGAAUGACAAGCUAAGUAGAUCCUACCCCUGGGCCAGCAAGAGAAGGAAAAGUCCACUCUCUGAAAUCUGCCGGCUUAGAGCAUCUCUGUCUGGGGGGGAGAAAUGGAGCUCUUACUGUUUAUCUUCGCUGGCAGCUCGAAACAUUUGUACCAGCAAAGUUAGUAACUCAUGGGCUCAGUGGGAGUCUGCCUCUCUCUCGACUUCCAUUGGGAGUUCUUCUCCUUGCUCCUUUUUGCAUGCCCUCGCUGCAGAGGAAUCCAGACAGCACCUCCCAACUGCUGCACGCAACCCAAACGAAGCCAUCUUCACUGUGGAUGUCAACACAACAGAGAUCCUAGUGGCUAAUGACAGAGCCUGCAAGCUGCUUGGGCGCAGUAGUCAGGAACUUAUUGGCCAAAAGCUAUCCCGGUUGAUAUCCAAAUCCAGUCAAGAGGUAUGGGAUGCCAUGGGAGAGGAGUACAUAGAAACUGGUGAACAUUCAGCGGUGGUUUCAGGAACUGUGGUGGAUGUUAUAGGCCGUCUCAAAGAGAAGAUCCCUGUCUCGGUCUGGCUGAGGCGAAUAAGAAGCAAGGACAAGCAGCGCUGUGUGGUUGUGCUGGAACCAGUGGAAAGACUUUCAGCUGCUGUUUCCUUCAGGGUUGAUGGAGAGAUUACAUCAUGUGACCUCCUUUUUGCCCAUCUCCAUGGCUACCCAACACUGGAAGAAGUAGUUGGCCUCCCCAUAAAGGACCUGAUUCCUUCUGUGCAAAUCCCUCCUCUAGGCAAAAAAAUCCCAAAGAACCUCAGGAUCCAGCGAGCUGUAGGCCAAUCCAGAGAGGGUAAUAUGUUUCCUCUCAGUUUAAAGCUGCAAGUAAGCCUUCUGGAGGAGGACCAAGUGGUGAUCCAGAAAGAUGGUGUUCCACAGACAGAAAAAGAAGGCUCUUUCACAGGCUGUUAUUACUCUGCUACAGUCGUGGUUUUCUCUACCAUCAGUGGUCUUAUUACUGUCCAGUCAGAUGGAACCAUCUGCGGCAUCAAGGAUAGUUUUGCUUUAACGCUCUUUGGCUAUGAGAAGAAAGAACUGUUGGGAAAGAACAUUACGUUCCUGAUCCCUGGUUUCUAUAACAACAUGGAGAGCAGCAGUGACUGUUUUUUGCCAUUACCUCCUCUUGACGACUCCACGGGGACAGAGAGCGACAGUUUCUUGGCUGCAUCUUUAGCAAGCCUUCUGUCAAGAGAUGAAGAGCAGAAAUUGGAAAGAAGACACAAAGAUGACAAGUUAAUACAUGAUGAGACUAAACAGAAGAAUGGGACCAGUUUAUUUUCUACUCCCUCACCUCCUGAAGUGGCAUCCACACCCACUCAUAGGCCAGAAGACAAUCUAGAUACAGCAUCCUACGGGGAGAUGAAGCCACCCUCUGAUGUUACCUGUCACUCACCUGCAACACCAACAGUAGAUGAGCUGUGGUCUGGAACAACCCCAGACUCUAGACAAAACUUUCAAAGCCCCACAGUUACAGGGCAGUUGUCAAAACCAAACUUGGUGUGUGAUGCAAACCAUUCCAGCCUCAAGCACAUUGUCAUUGAAAACUGUCUGCUAAAUGGCGCUUCACCCUUCUGUGCAAAUGGAAGAGAUGCUAUUCUUGAUGUUUGCUCGGGAAAUAAAAUGAGCUGCAGUGCUUCUGCACCACAGCUUGCCACAACCUCUGAAGAUGUUAAAGAAUCAGACACUGAGCUGAACUGUAUUUGCUCUGGUCUUGAGGUGCUGAGUCUGAAUCUUGGUGUCAAGGGAAACUCAGACAAUUAUUCAGGUAUUACUGCAGCUCUUGUAGGAGCAUACUUCUCUAAGGCUGUAGACUAUGUGCCAACUCGGAAAAACAGUGCUCUUUCAACUGGGCAAAAAAAUCAACUGCUGAAUGAUAUUGCCAUAGAAGAUGGUUCUGGGUGGCUGGCCUCUCAAAGGCAUUUAGAAAGCUUGGAAGAAUCCUCCAAAGCAUUUCUUGGGAAGCCUGAAACUCUUACAGAGACUGUGGGGGACAAUGUCGACAAAAACCUGAAAAGCAAAGGUAGCCCCGAAGAAGACUGUCAGUUGCAUAGGGAGCAAAAUAUGGAGAUAAAAAUAACAUCGACCCCAGUGAAACAAGAAGGAAGGCUGAAUCCUCCAGCUCCUUUGACCUUGGAGAUUCUGGAAGGCAGCUACACUGGGAAUUGUUGUCACAGAGAUGGUUCACAAUUAAGUAUAUUCUUUGAAGUGAAAUGUGUAGAACUGCAAGAUCCUGCCAUGCUUUUCUGUGUCUGGGUGGUGAAAGACCUCCUACAGAGCCAGAAGGAAGCUGCAGCAAAGGCUCAGUUUUUGCUCUCCAGUCUGGCAAGCUCUGCCCAGUCUGUUGCAGAUCUUUCUACACAAAGUCUUGGAGAAGCCAUCAGAUCAACUUCACUUUUUGAGAAUUCCCGAAGAGCUGAAGAGCUGGAAAGGUUAAGGGCAUGUGAGGGAGAAUACGCAGAGAAUUACAGCACACUCAGUCUUAUUGGCAAAGGAUCUUUUGGCUUUGUCUGGACUGCCAGGAGCAAGAAAGCUCACCAGGAGGUUGUCGUAAAGUUCAUCUGGAAGGAGAGGGUGCUUGAGGACUGCUGGGUGGAUGAUCCAGGUCUGGGGAGAGUUACUCAAGAAAUCGCAAUCCUGCUGAAGCUGCAGCACCCCAGUAUCAUUAAGGUGCUGGAUGUAUUUGAAAAUGAACACUUCUUCCAGCUGGUGAUGGAGAAGCAUGGAUCUGGUCUGGAUCUCUUUACAUUCAUUGAUAAUCAUCCCAACUUGGAUGAGCCAUUAGCAAGCUAUAUAUUCAGACAGCUCGUAUCAGCUGUUGGGUACCUCCACUGUAGAAACAUCCUUCACAGAGACAUCAAGGAUGAAAACAUUGUAAUUGCUGAAGAUUUCACAAUUAAAUUAGUGGACUUUGGUUCAGCUGCCUACCUAGAACCUGGCAAAUUGUUUUAUACCUUCUGUGGGACAAUUGAAUACUGCUCACCAGAAGUGCUGUCUGGCAAACCGUACCACGGCCCUGAGCUGGAGAUGUGGGCACUCGGUGUCACCCUUUACACCCUAGUAUUUGGAGACAAUCCCUUCUGUGAGCUGGAGGAGACCAUGGCAGCUGUCCUGGAUCCUCCUCAGCCCGUGUCAAAAGGUCUCAUGGAUCUGUUGGCGGGGCUUUUGCAUCCUGUCCCAGAGCAGCGCAUGACUCUGGCCGCGUUAGCAGAGGAUCCUUGGCUGAAGCAGCCUGUCAACCUGGGUGCUUAUGCCUGGGAAGAGGUGUACGUCUCUGCUGAGACCGGCAAGGCAUCGUUCUGA
Molecule: messenger RNA, 3399 nt
Organism: Mesitornis unicolor (brown roatelo)
Lineage: Eukaryota; Metazoa; Chordata; Aves; Mesitornithiformes; Mesitornithidae
Gene: PASK
Product: PAS domain containing serine/threonine kinase
Exons: 17
Coding region: 1-3399 (1132 amino acids)
Biological process (GO): negative regulation of glycogen biosynthetic process; protein phosphorylation; intracellular signal transduction
Cellular component (GO): cytoplasm; cytosol; nucleus
Molecular function (GO): ATP binding; protein serine/threonine kinase activity
Source: RefSeq, a predicted model, not a curated record